AUGUCUGACACUCCGGGGAAGGGUUUCUUUACCGUCCCUGCUCCAAUUAAGCGCCUUUUUGACAAAUUCCCAUUGACCACCUAUCCCGCAAACGAGAUCCCUCAGCGCUCCCAGUCCAAUGACACCGCCAACCAGCUAUUUGUCUUUACCAAUGCGCGUGGAGCACGACAGGGCCGACCCUCCUUCAACCCUCAAUGUCUGAAGUGGCAGGCAUACUUGAAGUUCGUCGGAAUCGACUUCGAGGUCACCUCCUCUAACAAUCACGCAUCUCCCACUGGCGCCCUGCCCUUCCUCAUUCCCUCCCUUCCUACAGAUGUCUCCAACCCAAUCCCGUCGCACAGUCUCCAAAAAUGGGCUAUUGAGCAAGUCCACUGCGAGGAGGAACAACAACUGAAUCUGCGUUUCGAAGUGUACGCCUCGCUUCUGGACCACCGGAUACGUAAUGCUUGGCUAUACAUGCUCUACCUUGAUAGCGAGAACUUUGACGCCGUUGCGCGCCGACUUUACGUGAACCCCGCAACAUCGAAUGCGCUUGUCCGCGCCACUCUCAGUCACCAACUCCAACAGGCUGCUCGCGACGAACUUCUAAAGACUUCCCGAUAUAUUGAUGCCGCCGACCUAGAGGGCGAUGCGGGUGGCGCAUUCGAGGCGCUAUCCACCCUGCUCGGCGAAGACGAGCACUUCUUCGGUCGACCAAACCCUGGCCUUUUCGACGCCAGCGUUUUCGCAUACACACAACUGAUCCUGGACGACUCCAUGGGUUGGAAGCGAAACCGACUGGGACAAUUGCUCAAAGAGCAUCCCAACCUUGUACAACACCGUGACAGACUACUCAAGUUCUUCUGA
Messenger RNA from Penicillium brevicompactum, 846 nucleotides. Its product is annotated as putative mitochondrial outer membrane protein (Sam35). Gene Ontology annotation, biological process: mitochondrion organization. Gene Ontology annotation, cellular component: SAM complex. Bases 1 to 846 code for a protein of 281 amino acids. NCBI's taxonomy places the organism in Eukaryota, Fungi, Ascomycota, Eurotiomycetes, Eurotiales, Aspergillaceae. The record is from RefSeq and is a predicted model, not a curated record. The transcript has 3 exons.